AGAAAAUGGCUGACCGAUCAAUUUCUUACAGCAAAGAAUCACUUUCAAAGCUCAUAUUGCGCCACAUGGCAUUUCCCAUGAUUCCUCCGAAACACGUGAUUAAAAAUAAUCAGAGAUCUACUACCGAACUGACUGAACUCAUUUGGAGACUGACAUCCGCCAAAGCGAAAAAGCUCUCUCUCUGCUUUCCCUACCAUUACUCUGCUAUUCUUGACUCUGCUUUUCAUCAAGUCUCGUGAAAAAAACUUCACCUUCUUUUUCUGACUCCACUAAUGGAUUCUGGGUUCCUCGAUAUUUGCUGAAUAUUCUGGGUCGAUAAGUUUAGUGGCGGGAAUUCGGCAUAUUUCAGCUGGACUCUGAACGUUAAUACUUAGAUGAAGGAAGCAUGCAUGGAACCUCUAUGUGAUUUCUGUGGAGUAGUGAGAGCAGUAGUUUAUUGUAGAUCAGAUUUAGCUAGGCUUUGUUUGCAUUGUGACUCGUGCGUACACUCUGCAAAUUCCUUGUCGCGUAAACACCCUCGGUCUUUGUUGUGUGAUAUGUGCAACUCGCAGUCUGCGGUUGCCCGCUGCCUGGAUGAUAAAAUGUCUGUGUGUCAGAGUUGUGAUUUGAACGGCAACGGCUGCUCCAGUUUGGGCCACUCCCUACAGGCGUUGGAUUCUUAUUCAGGGUGUCCUUCGUUGGCUGAGUUUUCAAGGAUCUGGGCCUCGGUUCUUUAUUCUUCUUCUUCUUCCUCAAGUGGGUUUGAUAACAAUGGCUGGGGGUCACUUACUUACUUUCCUGUGAAUGACAACUGCAUGAGUAGUUGUUUGGAGCAAAGAGAUCAUAAUGAGGGAUCGUUCGGAUUGGUGGCAGCAAAGAUGAGUGAAUUUGAGUCUUGUACCAACAUUGAUUCUUGGCUUGACUCUUCUUCUAUGAUUCCUCUGGAUCCACGUUACGUUCCCAACUUCAGGAAUCAACCAGCUUUUCUCCCUGAGGAGUUGCAUGUGACAAAGGAUUAUUCCAAGUUCAGGGAUCUCAAACUUCAUGAUGGUGAUGCUCUCUGUCAAAGUCUGAAUAUGGGUGACGUACAAUUAAACUUUAAAGCUGGUGAUGAGAUAUUUGGCUGUCAACAAGGUCAUAAGAGAUACCAGAUUGAGGACUUAGAGACAGAUUGCCUGUUGAAUGGGAAAAACUUAUCAGUUACCGAGUCUAAUGGUCAUAUUGAAAGUGCUUUAGAGGCAUCAUCUUCAGGACAACAAGAUUGUGCAGCUUUUCAAUCCUCUCGUGUUGGAAGGUCAGCUAACGUCAUGCAGGCAAUGAAUAGCAGUGGUUGCAUGGUCAUGAAUCCAUGUAGCAACAGAAGCAUCAAUCUAGGAUUUCCUGCCGGACAAGUUCAUUCAGGCAUAUCAAUUUCAGUCUCCAACAUUACUGGGGAAAGUAGUGCUGCUGAUUAUCAAGAUUGUGGAUUGUCUCCAGUAUUCCUGAAUAGUGAAUCUCCAUGGGAAUCAAAUCUGGAAGUUAGCUGCCCACAAGCAAGAGAUAAGGCUAAGAUGAGAUACAAUGAAAAGAAGAAAACACGAACAUUUGGCAAGCAAAUAAGAUAUGCCUCUCGUAAAGCCAGAGCAGAUACCAGGAAACGGGUGAAAGGUAGAUUUGUGAAAGCUGGUGAAGCAUAUGAUUAUGACCCUCUUGUGACAAGGGAUUUCUGAGCUAGAUUUCCUUAUAUCUGGAACUUCCAGCCAGGAUAGAGCAAAAAGCUAACAUAGAGGAAUUCCAGUAGCAGAUUGAGUUGGUGAAGCAAUGCAGUCUGACAAUGUCUAUGAACUCUUCUUCUGUGUUAGAGCAAGAAAAUCACAAAGAGUUCCGAGAAGGAACCCGAGAUAUGCGGUCUGAAGUGGAUCACAGAGACGCGCAGCUGAAGCAGAACAAGCAGGUGAAAAACGUGAGAAAAGCAGAUGAAGGACGUGAGGAAAGUAGAAGAACGUGGAAGAAGCCAGAAUACCAGUCGUGCCUAUCUCUGCUUAUUUUUCUUUUAAUUUAAAUUCUUUUUCUUUACUAAUUUUUAGCACCUGCUUUCUUUAUAGUCGGAAGCAGUAGUUAGAUUUCCGGAUGUUUAAACAAACACAGCACAGUCAAUAAAGGGGAGGAAAAUUUAUUCAGCAAAUCAAUGGUUUUAUUCUCACCUCAAGUAGAAUAAUUAGCAAUCACACUUUGGUUUCUGACUGGGACCUAUCAUUCUGCUUCUCUCAUGGGACCGUUGCGUGCUUCUUGCCAAAGGGCAAAAGUCCCAGUGGCAAAUGAAAUUGGUUUUGUCUUUAGAUGAAUUUAUAAUCUUUCAGUUUCUCUUCUGUGUAAUCAACAAUUUGUUUGUAAGAAUAAAGGUCUAGCUAGCAUUUCCAUUUGUUUUUUGGUUGACUUAUUCAUAGAUAUCUUGUGUAUUAGAGAACAUCUAUGGU
Messenger RNA from Carica papaya (papaya), 2435 nucleotides. RefSeq names its product B-box type zinc finger protein with CCT domain-containing protein (gene BBX10). The record is from RefSeq and is a predicted model, not a curated record. NCBI's taxonomy places the organism in Eukaryota, Viridiplantae, Streptophyta, Magnoliopsida, Brassicales, Caricaceae. Gene Ontology annotation, molecular function: protein binding; zinc ion binding.